GAUGAAAAUUUAGAUUUUUUUGCCCCACGCUGGUGACAUUGCCAAUAACGUUUCGCUCAGUUAAUCUAAUAUCAAGUUCAGAAAAUUAUCCGUCCUUUUCAUUUUAUUUACCAACUCAUUCUGUGUUAUAAUUCAAUGUUUCUUUUGUUAAUAUUUUUCGUUAUUUUCAGUUUUAUUUAUUUCCAUUUUUAUAAGCACUCUUUUUUUUAUACUUCCGUGCAGUGUUUAUUAGUGAACGUAAAACCAGUUUCAGCAUAAUCUGAACGAUCUAGCGCAUUGGACCAUCGUUGUUUCAUAAUCAAAAAACUGUACUGAAGUUAAAUAAAUUCAAUAGCGAAAUUAACGGAAAAACUUCGUGUUGAAGCUUUGAAAUCGGUCUCACUCAAAAUUAAAUAAUAUUCAUAACUUGGAAUGUCGUUGAAUACAUUACAUGUUCUGCAGCUGUGUAAAUAAAGGAAAAAAAAAUAGAAUUAUUUUAAGUCACAGGACCACACAUAGGAAGCACAAGUGAUUUCCUUACCGACCAUUUCCGUGUCGACCAUUUGUUGAACAGUCAAAGAAAAAAGGCUGCAGCCAAAUUUCCCAAUGCUCCAAUUUUAGCCGAUGUAGAUGAAUAGCCCGAGCUGAUAACCCUUAAGAGAUGGUAUCGUUGAAUACCAUACGUGACAAGGAGGCGUACUGGUACUGGAUCUUGAUUGUCAUCAUCGGAAUCACAACAGUGUGUGGGAACAUGUUGGUUAUAUACAUCAUUGCGACGAGGAGAACACUGCACGUCGCAACCAAUUGGUUCAUACUUUCUCUCUCUUUCUCCGAUUUGCUGGUUGGACUCUUAGUAAUACCAACUUACAUCAUCCACACGUUCUUUGUACAACUAAAUCUGCAUGCUCUUUUAACAUUUUAUAAUCUUAUCUUAUACGUUUCCGUUGGGAAUUUGUGUGCAAUGACAGGAGAUAGAUAUCUUGCCAUAACAAGACCGUUGACAUACGCGUCAGAAAUGACUCCUUCGAAGGUCUCGAUAUUUAUACUUAUUGCAUGGAUAGCACCCACUAGUUUGUCACUUUUAUCAUUGUCAUGGAAUACUUCGACCGAAACCAAAGACACCAUAAACAGAAUGUACAGCGGCUUGAUUGUAGUCUGUUUCGAGGUAAUCCCGUGUUUUAUGAUGAUUUUGGUCCAUAUUCAUCUGUAUCUGAUAACUCGAUAUCACAGUCGAAGAAUCGCUGCGCAGGGCAAUGUCAUGGACCGCCACCGCAGCAUCAAUUAUGUCACACGAAGGAGACAAAGGAAUCGGGAGAGAUCCAAUCUCAAGGUUUUUGCAUCAGUGGUCCUGUUGUUUGUCUUUUGUUGGGUUUUGUCAGCGUAUCGUGGAUUUUGUGAAGUUUUCAGCCUAUGUUCUGUAGGCAACGAAAUUGUUCAAAUCUCCAGAAUUCUCAUAUUUUCAAAUUCCGCUGUUAAUGUCGUCGUGUACUCACUUUUAAAAAGGGAUAUAAGGACGGAGCUAAAGCGGUUCCUUAAGUGCCGUGUAAGGCAGGAAUCACUUCAAUUUGGCCUGGUUACUUUACGAGAGUCGAUGAGACCCAGCCGCCUGCUUGAAAUUGGCGUUUAUACAUCAAUGCGCGCGCAUCAGGGGCCGGAACCUUCUUUAAAUCAAGAGCCUCUCUGUCGUAAAGUAGUCGACUGA
Molecule: messenger RNA, 1681 nt
Organism: Pocillopora damicornis (cauliflower coral)
Lineage: Eukaryota; Metazoa; Cnidaria; Anthozoa; Scleractinia; Pocilloporidae
Product: histamine H2 receptor-like
Biological process (GO): adenylate cyclase-activating adrenergic receptor signaling pathway; positive regulation of MAPK cascade
Cellular component (GO): plasma membrane
Molecular function (GO): G protein-coupled receptor activity
Source: RefSeq, a predicted model, not a curated record